Messenger RNA from Astrephomene gubernaculifera, 1931 nucleotides. NCBI's taxonomy places the organism in Eukaryota, Viridiplantae, Chlorophyta, Chlorophyceae, Chlamydomonadales, Astrephomenaceae. The record is from the annotation of a GenBank genome assembly.
GAUUCUGCGAACAUUUGCGCUCUAAAGUAUCGUCGGCAUGGUGGAUUUUUCUUCCGAACAAAAUUACUUUACUGCGAUGCUGCAAGGCCGCAACACCCAUGUGGCGAUAGCUAAAAUCGUGUUUGAGAUCUCGUAAUAAUACUUUAGACGCACCGCAAUAAAACAAAUUGAACUGGGCAAGCAGUGUGCUUACCCUUGCCGAAUUGCAAGUUGCCAUCUUGCCAAUGGACUCCGUGGUCGGCAUAGCAGCCAAGUCACUCGAUGCCGCGCACCAAUUAGCAAAGGCCAUUCACGGGCCUCGAGAAUGGUCUUACCAGAAAUGGGUAGGCUUAAACGGAGAAGGCGUCGCAAGCGCUCAGGCUGGUCCUGCUGUCCCCGCUCACGCGCUUCUGUUGCUCAGCCACGACUACAGCACCGCCUACCUCCUGCUUGCCACCCACGCCACCACCGCUGAGCUCCUCUCAGCAGCAAAGCAGGCAGCGGGCACAGCCUCCGCCUCCCCCUCAUCUUCACCCGCUGCAUCCGCAUCCGCAGCAGCCCCUGCGCCGGCGGCAGGGCUCCGGCGUGACAGCAGCGGCGACGAUAACCCCACCCAAGCCAACGCCGCCCUCCCCGCCGGCGCCACGGGCCUGCAGGCAGCACCAACAGCAGCACCACCACCGCCGCAGCUGCUGCAGCUUCCCCCGCUGCAGGCGCUGCAGCAGCGUCACGAGGUGGCUGUGAGCGUGCUGCUGCUGCAGCUGUUCCUGGUGUGCGAUGUGGUGUUGGUGCUGCUGCCGACAGCAGGGGGUGCCGGCGGAGGUGGAGGCGGAGGAGCAGGCGCCAACCCUCUGGCGGGUGCGGUCGAGUGGCUGUCCCGUCUGAGGCUGCUGCAGGGUGCAAGGCGCGCGCUGCACCAGGGCGUGUGCGGCCGGGGCGGCAGCGGCGCCGUGUCCCCGUCAUCAGCCCCCGCGGCAGCUGCCGCCUGCAGGGCCGCCUCUGAAGCCAAGACGAGCCACCAGCAGCAGCUAGAGCAUCACCAGCAGCUGCUGCGGGAUUGGUGCUCGCGGCGCUCCCCACCGGCGCUGUACUUCGUUUCUCCGAGCGAUACCGCGGCCCCUCCGGAGGAGACCUUGGCUGCUCCUCCGCCCAACCCCUCCACCAGCUCACCCAUGGGUCGUCGCGGCGCCGCCGCCGCACAUGUUGCCGGAAGCUGCCAACCCGCAGCCGGCGUGAAUGGCAUCAUGCGGAGCUUGUUUAAGCGCUGCCGCCCGCUGCCGGCGUCUGCAUAUUCGUCAACUGCAGCCGACCCGCGGGUUGGCAGCACUGACCCAUGGGUCCUCUGUACGGUAGAUCUCCAGCAGUUAGUCAUGCAACCGGGACCCGUAUCGUUGAGCCCAGCUGAGGUCCAUGAUGUCGUGCUGGCAGCUUUGUUAGAUCCAGAUCAGGAGGAUGUCGUACAAUCCGCAUCGGCAGUCAUGGCAGGCUCGUUAGGGGCGACGGAUGGACUGCAAUGUCUGCGGGAGACGGUUGCAGCAGCGGCAGCAGCAACGGCGGCAGGCAAUGGGGGAUUGAAUUCCGUACGGGGACAUGCCGGACGUGCCGUACAAGCCGGUGCCGGAAUGAUUUCAUCGCCGCCACAUCAUGCAACAGCCGUGCUGGCGUUACAGGGUUUCAGCAGCAGCUGGCAAUGUACGGCGGAGGUCUUGUACGGCGCAGCUGUAGCAGCUUGGUGGGAUGCCGUACGGCGGCCCUUAGACUGGUCUCCACCGCUGGGGCCUUUCAGCACAACAGGUCGUCGCUCCGCAUCCCCAUCUGCCGCCACCGCUACCACACGUGGACGGUCUUCUCGCCCAGGCGCCGCCACCGCCGCUACCAUGCAAGACCUUCCCUCGACAAGCGGUCUGACAUCGCCGUACUCCUCCUCCUCCGCUUCCCCCUCAUCUGGCGAC